This is a messenger RNA of Mirounga angustirostris (Northern elephant seal), 2926 nucleotides long. It is a transcript of the gene DENND1C, whose product is annotated as DENN domain containing 1C. The record is from RefSeq and is a predicted model, not a curated record. Gene Ontology annotation, cellular component: cytosol; intracellular membrane-bounded organelle. NCBI's taxonomy places the organism in Eukaryota, Metazoa, Chordata, Mammalia, Carnivora, Phocidae. The coding region runs from base 98 to 2497 and encodes 799 amino acids. Gene Ontology annotation, molecular function: guanyl-nucleotide exchange factor activity; phosphatidylinositol phosphate binding. The transcript has 23 exons. Gene Ontology annotation, biological process: endocytosis; endocytic recycling.
GUUGAGCGGGCUCAGGGCCCAGCCCUGCGCAAGCACAGGCCCCCAGGACCCCUGGGGCAAGGGCCCUGCCGCCGCCGCCGGCGGCCCUGCAGGGACCAUGGGAUCCAAAGCUGAAGGAGAUCCACCUGCCAUGUUCGAUUGGUUCUUUGAAGCAGCCUGCCCUGCCUCCCUGCAGGAGGAUCCCCCCAUCCUGCGGCAGUUCCCCCCAGACUUCAGGGACCAGGAGGCUAUGCAGAUGGUGCCUAAAUUCUGCUUCCCUUUUGAUGUGGAAAGGGAGCCCCCCAGCCCAGCUGUACAACAUUUCACCUUCGCCCUCACCGACCUGAGCGGCACCCGCCAAUUUGGUUUCUGCCACCUCCGGGCUGGUGCCCACAGUUGCCUCUGCAUCCUCAGCCACCUGCCUUGGUUUGAGGUGUUCUACAAGCUGCUGAACACUGUGGGCGAUCUCCUGGCCCAGGACCAAGUCUCUGAGGUCGAGGGAUUUCUUCUAAACCUGCUGCAGCAGCCCCUGCCUGGGACUCAGGCCUCCAUCGAGCUGGGCAACGGAGUGACAGUCUCCAGGGCACAAAGCAUCCCUCCCCCUGCUCCCGGGAACAGCAGGCCGCUUUCCUGCUUCGUAGCCCCCGACUCCGGCCGCCUGCCAUCCAUUCCUGAGAACAGGAACCUAACGGAGCUGGUGGUGGCGGUGACCGACGAGAACAUCGUGGGGCUGUUCGCCGCGCUCCUGGCGGAAAGAAGGGUCCUACUGAUCGCCAGCAAGCUGAGCACCCUGACAUCGUGCGUCCACGCGUCCUGCGCCCUCCUGUACCCCAUGCACUGGGAGCACGUACUGAUCCCCACGCUGCCGCCGCAUCUGCUAGACUACUGCUGUGCGCCCAUGCCCUACCUCAUCGGAGUGCACUCCAGUCUCGCCGAGAGAGUGCGGGAGAAAGCCCUGGAGGAGGUCGUGGUGAUGAACGUGGACUCCAAUACCUUGGAGACGCCCUUCGACGACGUGCAAGCGUUGCCCCCAGACGUGGUGUCCCUGCUGAGGCUUCAGCUAAGGAAGGUUGCGCUGGCGCCGGGGGAAGGGGUGUCCCGUCUCUUCCUCAAAGCCCAGGCCCUGCUCUUCGGGGGUUACCGCGAUGCGCUCAUCUGCAGCCCGGGCCAGCCUGUGACCUUCAGCGAAGAAGCCUUCUUGGCCCAGAAGCCUGGGGCGCCCCUGCAGGCCUUCCAUCGGCGGGCUGUGCACCUGCAGCUGUUCAAACAGUUCAUCGAAGGCCGCCUGGAGAAGCUGAACACAGGAGAGGGCUUCUCAGAUCUCUUUGAGCAGGAGAUCACCUGCAGCGACGCCUCCUCAGGCACUCUUCGCUCCUACCAGCUCUGGGCAGACAACCUAAAGAAAGGUGGUGGUGCCCUCCUGCAUUCGGUCAAGGCCAAGACCCAACCAGCUGUCAAAAACAUGUACCGCUCGGCCAAGAGCAGCUUGAAGGGUGUGCAGAGCCUUCUGACGUACAAGGAUGGGAACUCUGGCCUGCAAAGGGGGGGUUCCCUGAGAGCCCUGUCCCUAACCAGCCGCUCAGAUCGUCUGCAGCAGCGCCUGCCUAUCACCCAGCACUUUGGAAAGAACCGGCCCCUUCGCCCCAGCAGGAGGCGGCGGCUGGAGGAGAGACCUUCUGUGUCCCUAGAGGAGGGGGCACCUGCUCUGAGCCCUGAGGAUGCCCAGGACCCAUGCGCAGAGGAAGCUCUUGACAACAGUUUCCUGGGGUCCGGAGAAGAACUGGAUUUGCUGAGUGAGAUUCUGGACAGUCUGAGCAUGGGAGCCAGCAGGACGGGCAGCCUGCGGCCCAGCCAGAGCUUGGACUGCUGCCACAGAGGGGACCCGGACAGCUGCUUCAGCUUGCCUGACAUACCAGGAAGAUCAAGAUGGCAACCAGACGAGGAAAAACCACCAGAGCCUCAGCCCCUGUCCCUACCUGCCGACCUGCCAUCUCUGCAAACCCUCCAGCCUUUGGAUGCCAUGACCUCCUCAAAGGACCCUACUUCCCGGCCAGCCUUGGAGGCCAGCCAAGAUAUCAUCCUUCCACCCCCGUCCUCACCAGCUUCUGUGGACCCAAGCAGCCAAGGGGACCCUGAGUCCCGUCUUCUAAUCCUACAUCUCUCCCCUUCCCCCAAGGCAGCUGAAGAUCCCAGAGCCCAGGAAAGCCCCUGCGCCCAGCUCUCCACAGCACCCACCCACUCCAGCCCUCCAGAAAGCCCCCAACUUCUGGUCCCCACAAAGCCCAACUUGGAUAUUACCUGGACAUCCCAACCCCUUGAUUCUUCCUCAGAUCCUGGUUCCCCAGAGAACCCCAGAUCCCAGCCCUCUGAGGUCCUGCUGGCAGAGGACGCUCACUUCCAGCUCCCGGAGGGGCCGGGAGCCCUCAGAUCCCCUGCUGCACCUGCCAACGACUGGCUGGAGCCCCAGGCUAGGAGCCGGCCCAGAGUCGCUGAGCUUAAAAAGUGUUUUGAAGGUUAAGAAUCUGGGUCCUGGAGGAGACCACAAACCUUCAAUAAAGCACAAGAACCCAAAGCUGGUUUUCCUGGUGAGUUCAUCUGGGGGCCCUCUCUCUGCUCAGAAACGUACCCCAUCCACUACCUUCCUCCUGGGGCAGCCUCCAGCUGGCUCUCAGGUGCAGCUGGAAGCCCCUCCCUUCCAGGAAGCCCUCCCAGCCCUAGGAUCCUUGCAACCUUACAGUUCAUCUCUCAACAGCCUAUGAGUCCUGAGUUUGUUCCCUCCAUCUAGACUAAUUCCUGCCCCGUCAGCUCAAGAAGAAAAAGGUUUUGUUACAUCUCACUACUGACUGUAUGUAUAGAUAUAAAAUGUGAGCAGCACUCUCCCUCACCCUCAGGGACAGAGUCUUUAAAGCACCUUCUUCCCUUCUAUUCUUAAGCACUGGCUAGGUUU